UACAAACAUAGUAUCUUUCAUAGAGUUAUUAAAGAUUUUAUGGUCCAAGGUGGUGAUUUUUUGAAUUCAGAUGGGACGGGUUCUACUUCGAUUUAUGGUCAAAAAUUUGAAGAUGAAAAUUUCAAAUUGAAACAUGAAACUGCUGGACUCUUUUCAAUGGCAAACUCUGGACCUAAUACCAAUGGUUGUCAAUUUUUCAUUACUUCUGCAGCUUGUGAUUUUUUAGAUCAUAAACAUGUUGUUUUUGGGAAAGUAUUGGAUUCAGAUGGACUUUUAGUAAUGAGAAAGAUCCAAAAUGUACCUACUGGUCCGAAUAAUCGACCUAAAUUGACAGUCAAAGUUACU
Molecule: messenger RNA, 345 nt
Organism: Melampsora larici-populina 98AG31
Lineage: Eukaryota; Fungi; Basidiomycota; Pucciniomycetes; Pucciniales; Melampsoraceae
Exons: 4
Biological process (GO): protein peptidyl-prolyl isomerization; protein folding
Cellular component (GO): intracellular membrane-bounded organelle
Molecular function (GO): peptidyl-prolyl cis-trans isomerase activity
Source: RefSeq, a predicted model, not a curated record